This is a messenger RNA of Klebsormidium nitens, 735 nucleotides long. The record is from the annotation of a GenBank genome assembly. NCBI's taxonomy places the organism in Eukaryota, Viridiplantae, Streptophyta, Klebsormidiophyceae, Klebsormidiales, Klebsormidiaceae.
AUGGACUCCGUGCUCGACGGACCGGACGCUGGCAAUGCUUCGGCCGAGGGAUGCCUUCCACGUGAAGCGGUGGUGCACUCACGGAGCCUGCGAAUGUGGACGGCUGGCUGUCCUAGCGUCCGGGGCAGGAGCCCUCACGUCCGAAGAUGCAGUCGCACUCCCCAGUGGUUGGCCCUGAGGUUGCGCUCAGGUUCAGGGCCAAGGCGCUUACUUCAACUUAGCUGUACGAGACGCGAACGAACUCCGCGACGGUCAUUGGCUCGCCGGCUUCAGUUGCCGUGCAUCGACGACGUCAUCAUAAGCGGGAAUCCUGGUGAUCGUGCCAAGCGCUGCAAACUGGCGCUGUCGUCUUUGUCUACCGGCCCGCGUGACUUGUUGGAGCUGCUAUUGAACGGUAGCGGUCAGCGUGAGGUCCGCUCAGGACGCAUGACUCCCGACGAGAGGUGGGCCGACCGUGACCCUUCGUUUCCUUGGAAGAUCGUACACAGGUUUUAGAGCGCGUCAUCGAUCUAGAGCCCAGCAGGAAAAGUCCGAUACAGUAAGACUUACUUUGACAAUUGCUCCACUCGAAGUGUAGCGCUUGCACAGGCAAUCUUCUCUUAUUCACUUACCUAAGCUGAGGUCCACGUGUUAUUCCGUCUUCUGGGCGGAAGGAAACGCCAGAGUUCUUCCUUGCAACCACCAAACGAUAGAAUCCCACAUUCUUUAGCAUUGUCAUGCGUGUCUGAGUCGAGC